CAAUAAGCGGUUUGCUACUAGCGACAAUGAGGAGGGCAUGACGCCAAGUAGCAAUGCUGAUGAGCAAAACCAGGUUGCUUCGUCUGAUACACCGUUGGAGAAAACAUCCGCCAUCAUGAAAUUGAGCUUCUCCACUGAAACCCUAACCCUAACCCUAGCUUCACCAUCUUCCUCCUCUGCUAUUCCUGGAGAUUCCCUUCCGACUCUUCCAUUCGAUCUCGUUGUAGAGAUUCUCUCCCGGCUUCCCGUGAAGUCUCUCAUGCAACUCCAAUGCGUCUGUAAGUAAUGGAAAUCUCUCAUCUUCGAUCACAAAUUCGCCAAAAAGCACCUUCAUGUGUCAACCACGCGCCCACGUCUCCUCGUCUCAAGUUUCACCCAUUUCUCACUCGAGGUCGACCACAUGUCUUACCCUCUCUCCUCUCUCUUCACAAAAGUAACCUCCAUCCCCACUGCCUUGCACCUAGAUUACCCUCUCAAUGAUAAAACUAUCCUAGUUGCUUCUUGCCAUGGCAUUCUCUGUUUCGCACUCGAUCAAAUUUGUGGAACCCUUCCAUUAGCAAAUUUACAAAGUCGCCCUAUCUAGAAGUUCCUCCAACUCGAACGCCUAGUUAUUUCACAAUGUAUGGCUUUGGAUAUGAUCAUUCCAGUGAUACUUACAAGGUGGUCGCAGUUUCUUGGUAUGAAUCUCUUAUUAAUGGUAAUAGGGCUAUGAAAACUCAAGUAAAUGUUCACACCAUGGGUACCGAUUAUUGGAGAAGGAUUCAAACCCAUUUCCCUUAUCGUUUUCCUAAUACCGGAACAGGAAAUUUCGUUAGUGGAACUUUUAAUUGGUUUGAAGCAGAACAUCGUUUUCCUUAUACACGAAGCAUUGUUUCUUUUGAUUUGGAGACGGAGUCUUUUCGAGAGAUAUUGCAGCCUGAUUAUGGAGGGAUGUCUGUGUUUUCUCCAAUCUUAAAUGUGAUGAUGGAUUGUUUGUGCAUACUUUGUCAUGGUGAUACUUUGGCAGAUGUUUGGCUUAUGAAGGAGUAUGGAAAUGAAGAUUCUUGGGCUAAAUUGUUCCGUGUUCCUUACAUGGGAGAUGCUGACAUACCAGCUCGUAAUUUUUGUCCAUAUUACAAAGCCCUUUAUGUUUCCAACGAUGACCAACUGUUGCUGGGGAACGUGCACGAGUUGGUUGUUUACAAUUCAACAGAUGGUACUUUUAAGGCUUUGGGAAUUCAAACGAUCAACGGCCGGUGGUGUCCAGAAGUCUAUCAUGAUAGUUUGAUAUCGCCUUGUUCUUAAUAUUAUGCCACUUCCUGAGGUUUAUCAAGAACCCUUCCAUUGGAUCUUCAACUCGCUUAUUGCAGUUUUUAUGUUAGUUUCUGUUUAUGGGUUACUUUAUGAAUUAUUUGUUAAAGUUGGAAUAGCAGCUUGUUACUUUUA
Molecule: messenger RNA, 1425 nt
Organism: Medicago truncatula (barrel medic)
Lineage: Eukaryota; Viridiplantae; Streptophyta; Magnoliopsida; Fabales; Fabaceae
Product: F-box/kelch-repeat protein At3g23880
Exons: 1
Coding region: 619-1284 (221 amino acids)
Source: RefSeq, a predicted model, not a curated record